Beta vulgaris subsp. vulgaris (sugar beet) is the source of this 546-nucleotide messenger RNA. RefSeq lists its product as uncharacterized. The coding region runs from base 1 to 546 and encodes 181 amino acids. The record is from RefSeq and is a predicted model, not a curated record. The transcript has a single exon. NCBI's taxonomy places the organism in Eukaryota, Viridiplantae, Streptophyta, Magnoliopsida, Caryophyllales, Amaranthaceae.
AUGGCUGAAACCCCUGAACAACUGCUUGAGAGAUUGAGAUCUCUUGAACAACUUUCUCAACGUAUGGGCUUAGUGUUACAAAACCAAUUAGGGAAUAAUGGUGGAGAGGACCCACAAGCUGUUAUGGCAAAGAAGUUAGCAACCCUUAAACCUCCAAUCUUUGUAGGAAAGGAAGACCCCUUACUCUUAGAGAAUUGGCUAAGAGACUUUGAUAAGUUAUUCACUGCUAUUGGGACACCUAAAGCUCAAAAAGUAGACCAAGCUACCUUUUAUUUGAGGGAGGAUGCAGACCCUUGGUGGGAGAGUCAAGGACCUAUUGUUAGAGCUCAGGAAAACUUUAAUUGGGAUGCUUUUAAGGUUGCUAUUAAGGAUAGGUUUUUCCCUGAACAUAUUAGGAGGCAGAAAUAUAAUGAGUUCACUAGAUUUAACCAGGGAGGUACUAUGUCUGUGCAAGAGUAUGCCCAAAAGUUUAAUGAGUUAGCUAGAUUUUGCCCUAAUGUUGUGCCAGAUGAGAGAGCCAAGGCUCAAAAUUUGAGGAUGGGUUAG